CAGGCAGUGGGACUCCUGCCAGGCUGAGAGGGAGUAGCAACAUGAAAAAGUUUGAACUAUGCGAGACAGCUGAAUAUUGCGUCAUGACGGACACUGCUGAAGAAGAUCAGACGUUCUGUAGAUGGCCCACGGCUCCAGACGGCUACAUCCCCAACUCCAUAAUCAGAAGCUGGAGGAAGAAACGAAAACGUUCCAGUGGGGAAGACUUCUGGGAGGAAUUCUUUUCUGUCAAUCUGUACAUUGAUAAAGAUGAACUGAACGAGGAAGAGGAGAGAACUGCUGACAAAGUCUUCUACUCUUAUUUCGAUGUUGAUAAGAUCGAUAUUUCUGAGAUAGGAAGGAAGAAGUCAGUAGGACCCAAGUUGUUAGGCAGGCGGAAAUCAAGCAGAGGAAGAAAAACUGGAAGAAAGGUUUCAAUUAAACAAAAAAUAAUUCAGAAGAAAAAGGAGAGCGGGUAUGAUCUAGGAAGUUUGGCUCUCCAGUCUGAUAUGCAGCAGAGGAAGAGUCUGAAAACUUCUAGAAGAAGUCUGGUGUCUCAGAGGUCAGAUCGAAGAAGAAGUGGCAGACUUUCCAAAGCAGGAAUUGAAGAGGGCCUCCAACUUGGGCUUGGUGAAGGCAUCCAACAUCCAAGCCAAGAAUUCGACACUGUACCUGGAGAGGGACAGCAGCCUUCUGUUGACUAUGGGGAUGUUGACAUCUCAAAGCAAGAUGAUCAAACACAGAUCAGUACCACCGAAACUCCUUUACCGAAGGCUCCUCCUCCAACUCCAGAGGAUCAGAAAUUCAAACGGAAGGUUACCUUCGAAUUGCCUCAAGAACAAUAUCUUCCACAGUCCACUGACAAACAUGACAAGUACCGAUCCAAGCUGGCUCUUACUAAAAAUGCUAUGUCGUUCUUUAGAAAGCAAAAUGAAGCAUUCUCUCCUCAAAUGAAAAGAGCUAAGUUUAGUUCCGGAAUAAGAAGAUUUAGUUAUGGAAGGAGAAAGUCUAGAAGGGGAAGCCCUGCUGCUAGAGAAAGUAUUGAUUUUAAAAGGGGAAAGUCUAGCACUGGAAAGAGACAGACAGGUCUUACAAAGGCACUGGAUUUUUCACUUGCUCAUUUCUCUACAGGAUUACAUAGACAGGCCAAGUAUAACAGAAGAAGAUCUCGAGUUAGUUCUUCAUUGUCCACCAGAUCCCGAAAGCGGUCCAAAGUCCAACCUGAAAGUCCUUCAGAUUUGAAGGAGGAAGGUGAUAGGAAGCUUCCUCCUUCUCUAUCCCUUGGCCCUAUCAGCGACAAUAGGGCCCUUCCUGAGUGGAGGAAGAACCUAUACAAACUGAUUGCUCUCAAGGGUUUCCGUUCUUCACGGGCACAAAAGCGGUUUUCUGUAGAGUAUCCAGAUGAGCCUUCCAUUGCAUCUAAACUCUCAGCAAAAAUCCCCAUCCUCCAACAGGGACAAGCUGAAAAAUCCCAACAGGAGAAGCAGAAGAUUGAAUUGAAAAAGAGGACAAUGCCAACUCGCCAACAACCCACCAAAAAGCAGUUUGCAGCAGAACAUCCACAGGAGUCUCCUAGUGCAUCUGAACCUUCAGUACCCACCCGUGACCUCCAACAGGAGAAGCAGGAGAUUGAAUUGAAAAAGAGCGCAGAGCCAACUCGCCAACAACCCACCAAAGGGCAAUUUGCAGCAGAGCAUCAACAGGAGUCUGCUGGUGCAUCUCAGCCUUCAGCAACCACCCCUAAGCUCCGACAGGGUCAAGCUGAAGAAUCCCAAGAGGAGAAGCAGAAGAUUGAAUUGAAAAAGAGCACAAAGCCAACUCGCCAACAACCCACCAAAGGGCAAUUUGCAGCAGAGCAUCAACAGGAGUCUGCUGGUGCAUCUCAGCCUUCAGCAACCACCCCUAAGCUCCGACAGGGCCAAGCUGAAGAAUCCCAAGAGGAGAAGCAGAAGAUUGAAUUGAAAAAGAGUGCAGAGCCAACUAGCCAACAACCCACCAAAGGGCAAUUUGCAGCAGAGCAUCAACAGGAGUCUGCUGGCGCAUCUCAGCCUUCAGCAACCACCCCUAAGCUCCGACAGGGUCAAGCUGAAGAAUCUCAAGAGGAGAAGCAGAAGAUUGAAUUGAAAAAGAGCACAAAGCCAACUCGCCAACAACACACCAAAGGGCAAUUUGCAGCAGAGCAUCAACAGGAGUCUGCUGGUGCAUCUCAGCCUUCAGCAACCACCCCUGAGCUCCAACAGGGUAAAGAAUCCCAAAGCGUGAAACAGAAGUUCCGAUUGAAAAAGAGCGCAGAGCCAACCCACCGACAACAUGCCAAAGAGCAUCCACAGCAAUCUGCUCGUGCAUCCCAACCCUCAGUAACCACUCCCAAGCACCAAAAGUUCAAACUGGAGAGUGAAUUGCCAGAGAGCACAGAGUCAACCUAUCAACAACCUACUGAAGAACAGCAGUUUGCUGCAGAUUUUCUAGAGGAACCUCCCUGUCCAACAGAAUCUUUAAUAAUCAAACACAUUAUCCCACAGCAUCGACGAAAUUUGACAAAGGUGUUCAAAUUGAUAAAGACAACAGAGCCAACCAAACAACAAACUACCACAGAGCAGUUUGCUGCAGAGCAGCAACAGGCUUUUACCCAAGCAUCCCAACCUUCCACCGCCAUGCUCCAAAUGGGUCAAUCUGAAGCAUCCUUAAGGGAGGGGCAGGAGAUCGAAUUGAAGAAGAGCACAGAGCCAACCGACCAAAGGUCACAUUUAUAUGGAGAAUCCACAGGAGCCUCCCCAUAUGCAGAAGCCACUCCAUACGCAGGACCUUCCCCAUCCACAGAUGAUUCCUCACAUACAGGAGCUCCCCCACACACUGGAGCUGCCCCAUUCAUAGGAGCCCCCUCAUAUACAGGAGCUGCCCCAUAUACAGGAGCUGCCCCUUACACAGGGCCAUUCCCUUCUACAGGAGCUCCCCCAUACCCAGGAACUGCCCCAUAUACAGGAGCUGCCCCAUACGCAGGAACUGCCCCACAUACAGGAGCUGCCCCAUACCCAGGAACUGCCCCAUAUACAGGAACUGCCCCAUAUGCAGGAGCUCCCCCAUACCCAGGAACUGCCCCAUAUACAGGAGCUGCCCCAUACGCAGGAACUGCCCCACAUACAGGAGCUGCCCCAUACCCAGGAACUGCCCCAUAUACAGGAACUGCCCCAUAUGCAGGAGCUCCCCCAUACCCAGAAACUGCCACAUAUACAGGAGCUCCCCCAUACCCAGGAACUGCCCCAUACCCAGGAACUGCCCCACAUACAGGAGCUGCCCCAUACCCAGGAACUACCCCAUAUACAGGAGCUCCCCCAUACCCAGGAACUGCCCCAUAUACAGGAGCUGCCCCAUACCCAGGAACUGCCCCAUAUACAGGAGCUCCCCCAUACCCAGGAACUGCCCCAUAUACAGGAGCUGCCCCAUACCCAAGAACUGCCCCAUAUACAGGAGCUGCCCCAUACCCAAGAACUGCCCCAUAUACAGGAGCUGCCCCAUACCCAAGAACUGCCCCAUAUACAGGAGCUGCCCCAUACCCAGGAACUACACCAUACACAGGAGCUGCCCCUUACACAGGGCCAUUCCCUUAUACAGGAACUCCCCCAUACACUGGAGCUCCUACACAUACAGGAGCUCCCUCAUACACAGAAUAUUUCUCACAUUCAGGAGCUGGUCCAUACACAAGAGGUCCCCCAUACACAGGAGCCUCUUCGUUACAACUCACUGAAGGGCAAUUUGCUGCAAAGUACCCACAGAAGCCUCCCUGUGCAUCCCGACCUGCAAUAACCAUGUCCAUGCUACAACGCAGUACAGCUUACACCUCCCUUAGGGAGCUAAGAGUGGUUAAGGAUCUAAGGGUAGCACAGAAAAGUCAACUGAAAGACAGCAAAGAACCAAUCCACCCAAAGUCAAUUUUCUGGACAGCAUACACAGGAGCCUUCCCAUUCAAACUUCCCAAAAUGCCGUUUGCUGCAGACCAUCCACAGGAGCCUCCCCAUGAGCCUCCCCAUGACAAUUUACGAAAGGAUGGUUUGCUGAAGAGUAUCCCCAGGGGUCUCCCCAUGCCAACCCAUCGAAAAACUGUUUGCGGCACUGAAACAAGAACUUCACCGUGCCAACCCACAGAAGUGCAGUUUGCUGAGGAACAACCACAGGAGCCUACUCAAGCAUCCCAAAAUUCCAAAACAAUGCUGCGCCGGGUUAAAGCUGAACCAUCCCUAAGGGUAGUGCAGGAGGUCCAAUUGAAAAACAGCACAGAGUCAGCCCAAUGUUCCUUCAGCCAAGUGGUCCCUUUGGCUUCUCAACAAAACUUCAUCACCUCAUGUAAAUGCGGGAAGACGCAGUAUGGAAAACUGCAGUUUGACUGGCGGAGGGGUUCAUUAAAGUAAAAACUGAUUUGUUUCAAGAAAACAAAGUAAA
Messenger RNA from Gambusia affinis (western mosquitofish), 4416 nucleotides. Its product is annotated as proteoglycan 4-like. The coding region runs from base 42 to 4385 and encodes 1447 amino acids. NCBI's taxonomy places the organism in Eukaryota, Metazoa, Chordata, Actinopteri, Cyprinodontiformes, Poeciliidae. The record is from RefSeq and is a predicted model, not a curated record. The transcript has 5 exons.